AUGGCCAAACUAUUGGUAAAGCUCCAGCGGUACUUUCGGCGCAGACCCGUCAGGUUCUUCACGCUGCUGGCUCUCUACCUGGCAGCUGGAAGCUUGGUUUUCCUCCACUCGGGCUUCUCUGGGGAGCCCACGGUGCCAGGCAGCCAGCGUGGGCCCGGGGCUGGCGAGGGACCGGGGCUGCCCUACCUGGGGGUGAUGCAGCUGAGCCGUGGGUUCAAGGCGUCGGUGCCGGUGCCGGAGGCCACGCGGCGACACGGACCCUGGUUCAAAAGCACCUCCAAGGAGCCAGCAGAGAGGGGCAAGGCUGGAGACUACAGCAGCACCCACAGCAGGGCCAGCAGGGGCAGGAGUGGCCGUGAGAAGGAGGAGGACAGAGGAGAUGAGAAGGCAAGGUACAUCGGCUGCUACGUGGACAACACCCGCCAGCGGACGCUGCGCGGCGUCUCCUUCUUCGACUACAAGAAGAUGACGGUCUUCCGUUGCCAGGACAACUGUGCCGAGCGGGGCUACCUCUACGCGGGGCUGGAGUUCGGCGCCGAGUGCUACUGCGGGCACAAGGUGCAGGCGCCCAACGCCAGCGAGGUCGAGUGCAACAUGCUCUGCAAGGGCGAGAGGACCAACACCUGCGGGGGGGUCAACCGCCUCUCCAUCUACCGCCUGGAGCUCGCCCAGGAGUCGGCCAGGAGGUAUGGCAGUGCAGUAUUCCGGGGGUGCUUCCACCGGCCAGACAACAUCUCCAUCGCCCUGCCCGUCAGCCAGGUCAUGCUGAACAUGUCAGUGGACAAGUGUGUGGACUUCUGCACUGAGAAGGAGUACCCAUUGUCAGCCCUGGCUGGGACCUCCUGCUUCUGUGGUUUCCCCACCACACUCUUCACCCUGCAUGAGCGUGAGGACGAGCAGCUCUGUGCCCAGAAAUGUGCUGGUGAGGAGUUCGAGAGCUGUGGCACCGCCGAGUACCUCCUGGUCUACCAGACCCAAGUGCAAGACAACCGCUGCAUGGACAGGAGGUUUCUCCCAACCCGUGCCAAGCAGCUGGUGGCCCUGGCCAGCUUCCCCGGCGCUGGCAACACGUGGGCACGGCACCUGAUCGAGCUGGCCACCGGCUUCUACACUGGCAGCUACUACUUUGAUGGCUCUCUCUACAACAAAGGGUUCAAGGGCGAGAGGGACCACUGGCGAAGCGGGAGGACGAUUUGCAUCAAGACCCACGAGAGUGGGCAGAAGGAGAUCGAAUCCUUCGACUCUGCCAUCCUGCUCAUCCGAAACCCCUACAAGGCCCUGAUGGCCGAGUUCAACCGCAAGUACGGAGGACACAUCGGCUUCGCCUCCCACGCCCACUGGAAGGGCAAAGAGUGGCCGGAGUUCGUGGCCAACUACGCGCCCUGGUGGGCCACUCACACCUUGGACUGGCUGCGCUACGGCAGGAAGGUGCUGGUGGUUCACUUCGAGGACCUGAAGAGGGACCUCUUCGCCCAGCUGCAGCGCAUGGUGGGGCUGCUGGGCAUCGCCGCCUGCCAGGACAGGCUGCUGUGCGUGGAGGGGCAGAAGGACGGCAACUUCAAGCGCUCUGGCCUGAGGAAGCUGGAGUACGACCCUUACACCCCCGAGAUGAGGAAGAUGAUCAGCGGCUACAUCAGGACGGUGGACGCGGCGCUGAAACUCCGCAACCUCUCGGGGGUGCCAGACGAUUACUACCCAAGAUGA
Indicator indicator is the source of this 1704-nucleotide messenger RNA. It is a transcript of the gene WSCD2, whose product is annotated as WSC domain containing 2. The record is from RefSeq and is a predicted model, not a curated record. The transcript has 9 exons. Bases 1 to 1704 code for a protein of 567 amino acids. Lineage: Eukaryota; Metazoa; Chordata; Aves; Piciformes; Indicatoridae.